AUGUCUGCAUACCUUGGACCUACGUUGUUGUUUGUUGUAGUUGUAUUAGAGUUAUGUUUUUCUCCGGCCACCGUGGUUGCCGCCGGUUCCGCCGUAACACAUCUGCCGGGAUAUGAAGGGACGCUUCCUUUUGAACUUGAAACCGGGUAUAUUGGAGUCGGCAACAAAGGAGAAGAGGUUCAACUAUUCUAUUAUUUUAUUAAGUCAGAGUCAAAUCCAAAUACAGAUCCGCUUGUUGUUUGGUUAACUGGAGGUCCAGGUUGCUCUGGUCUAUGGUCAAUCACAUAUGACAAUGGGCCACUGCGAUUUAAUAAAGUGGAAUACAAUGGGAGCCUCCCUACAUUGUCAUUAAAUACCUAUGGAUGGACCAAGGUCGCAAAUAUCAUCUUUUUAGAUUUACCCGCAGCGACAGGCUUUUCUUAUGCAACAACAUCUAGGGCUAACCAAUCCAACGAUAUAAAAACUGGUUUCGAUGGAUGUCAAUUUGUUCAAAAGUGGCUGAAAGAGCAUCCUAACUUCAUCUCCAAUGAUCUUUAUGUUGGUGGGGAGUCCUAUUCUGGCGUAUUAGUUCCCAUUCUUACUCGAUUUUUAUCAGAUGGAAUCGAGGCUGGAGAUACACCAUGGAUUAAUCUAAAGGGAUAUCUCUUGGGGAACCCUGCGACGGUCGUAAUUGAAGAGUUCAACUACCAAAUCCCAUAUGCUCAUGGGAUGGGUCUUAUUUCGGAUGACCUAUACAAGUCACUAGAACGUCAUUGCGAAGGGAAGUAUCAAAUUGUUGAAUCCAGCAAUUCGAACUGCAUGCAAAAUGUGGCCACCUUUUAUCAGUGGUAUAGCCAAUUAUACGAGUCUCACAUUUUGGAGCCUGCUUGUGGUGGUGAUCCUGCUUUGACAAGACGGCCUUUCUGUCACCUUGGUGUGGAGUACCAAAAUUUGUUUGACCAAAGAAGAUCUCUUGGAGAGCUUAACAAUCGCAUCACUGCAAAAUGUCGAGACCAUUGGUAUAACCUCGUGUCUUAUUGGGCCAACGAACAAACUGUCCGCGACGCUAUCCAUAUCAAGAAGGGAACUGUUGAUCUUUGGGAAUUUUGCAAUUCUAAUUUAUCAUACACAUACAAUGCACGCGAUGUGACAUCGUAUCAUGCAUACCUUAGCACCAAAGGUUAUCGAUCCCUUAUUUACAGUGGUGAUCAUGAUCCUUGCAUCCCAUUUCUUUCGACGCUAGCAUGGAUAAAAUCAUUAAACUAUUCAAUUAUCAAUGACUGGAAACCAUGGUGGAUUGAUGAUCAAAUUGCUGGAUACACAAUGACUUACUCAAAUCAGAUGACAUUUGCGACUGUAAAGGGAGGUGGGCAUACAGUCCCAGAAUCUGCACCACAUCAAGCUCUAAUCAUGUUCACAAAAUGGAUACAAAAUGGUGGCCUUCUCUAA
This is a messenger RNA of Ipomoea triloba (trilobed morning glory), 1428 nucleotides long. RefSeq names its product serine carboxypeptidase-like 13. Lineage: Eukaryota; Viridiplantae; Streptophyta; Magnoliopsida; Solanales; Convolvulaceae. Gene Ontology annotation, molecular function: serine-type carboxypeptidase activity; acyltransferase activity, transferring groups other than amino-acyl groups. The record is from RefSeq and is a predicted model, not a curated record. The coding region runs from base 1 to 1428 and encodes 475 amino acids. Gene Ontology annotation, biological process: proteolysis; secondary metabolic process. The transcript has 14 exons.